CGCUCCAAAGCUAAGACUCCAUCCAGCGCCUCCCGCUAGCCUUUCCCCUCCCCCGCCUCUGGAAUCCGUCUGCGCUGCUGUCACAGUUGUCAUGGUGACAGGCAUUCUGUGCCGCUCGCUCUUCAGGCCAGGAAGGAGUUGCGGGUGGUUGGCUGGGGUGGAGAACCCUGGGCCAGGCCGGGACACGGAGCAGGGACGAUGCCCGUGCUGACUGCCCAGGCUGGGCGCAGCCAGGACACACGCGUGAGGGCUGCUGCACGGCGCGAGGCGGCCAAGGCCACGACGCUGAAGGCGCAGCAGCUGGCUGAGCGCUGCGAGCAGGAGGCAGUGACCAUGCGGCAACCUAAGGGCAGCGUAAGGGACCCGCACGUGGCGCACCAGCCCUGCCGCGACGCCUACAUCCCGCCCUGUCGCUUCCCCGUGGAGAUGCUCGAAGGCGGCAGCACGGUGGAGAAGCCACCGUGGAACAGCAAAACGAAGCGGCGUGCCCGGCACGCCCGCCUGAAGCCACCCAAGCACCGCGACGCGCUGGCCCAGCAGCCGGCCGGGGUGAUGCUCGCGCACGCGCGUGAGGCGCGCCUCACUGCCGCGUGUCUGAUUGAUGGACAGCUGCGGCUGCUGCAGCGCCAGCGUGGCUACCGACCGCAGGCUCAAGCUACCGACCGCAGGCUCGGCGAAGUGAGCAAAGGCCUGCUGAUCAACCAGCAGAGCGUCAAGCUGCGGGACUACCCGCCCAGGGCGGAGGAGAUCCCUCACAGAGUCGACAGCAAGCUUACCCAGGAGAAGCAUGAGUUAAAGAGCAUAAAGAGGAAGAUGGAGAAAGAUAUGGAAAAAUCUGCGGCCUUGCUCAAGGCCCUGGCCUCCUGCCGGGACGCUCUGGGCUUCUGCUUUAAGGAGAGGCUCCAAGCUGCGGACCUAAUGAACCAGCCGCUAGACAAGGUUCUGAAGCAGGCCGGCCGGCACUCCUGGGUGAACCUCCAGCGCGUCCCCACCCUGAGCGCUUAGGGCCAGAAAACGCCGCCUCCAGACCCUGUGCGCACCUCCACCCCAGGGUGCGCCACGGCGCUGUACGAAGCCAAGCGACUUCUGAUGGAGUCCAAGAACACUUUGCUAGAAAUGGCCAAGAACGAGAACAUCCGCAAACAGCAGCAGCACAGAAGCGAUCGCGUGUGCGCCUCGCUGGCACAGAAGAUGCGCGAGACCUCGGAGCUGCAGGUGCGCGGAGUGGGCCCUGCUGCCAGGUGGCUGGGGACGAGGGCGGAGACUGGAGAGGGGCGCGCGGGAGGAAGGGGUCCGGAGGCCCGCGGGUGCCCCCUGGGCUUUCUACCUCCCCACCCCCACCCCCGGGAAAGAAUGAACAUGACCGCAGGACUGUUGAGGGAAACCAUCCGCCAGUGCACGUAAUACAGCCAGGAGAUGCACAUCACCCGCGGCCUCAUGAAGGUUCAUUUUCAAGCGCAUCUGACCCAGGUGCGUCGCUCCCAGCCCCUGCGUGAGGCCUGCCUCCCAGCUCUGCUCUCUCCUGGGCUGGAUGCUUCCUCACGCACCUAAGCCCAGAGCGCCGACGAGCUUGAGAGUCACAUCUCUCACGUGGAACGGAGCUGCCCGCCAUGCACAAGAAUCUCACCUGCAGCCUCAACUGCAAGAAGAUCGGGCAGGACGUGGACAGCAACGUGUUGCGCCUGCGUCUCCGCCGGCGCCACCUGCGCGUUUGCUACGAGCCCGCGUGGCGCCUAGUCAGCGACUGGGACCCGCGCCCG
Molecule: messenger RNA, 1760 nt
Organism: Manis javanica (Malayan pangolin)
Lineage: Eukaryota; Metazoa; Chordata; Mammalia; Pholidota; Manidae
Source: RefSeq, a predicted model, not a curated record